AUGUCCACACCAUUUCUUCAAAUUCUCAACGUCACAACUGCUACACUCCAAGUACUCCGUCGUCCUACCCUGCCCUACUCGAACCAUCAGACCGCCAGAUCGUGA
Colletotrichum costaricense is the source of this 105-nucleotide messenger RNA. RefSeq lists its product as uncharacterized. The coding region runs from base 1 to 105 and encodes 34 amino acids. The record is from RefSeq and is a predicted model, not a curated record. The transcript has a single exon. NCBI's taxonomy places the organism in Eukaryota, Fungi, Ascomycota, Sordariomycetes, Glomerellales, Glomerellaceae.